UAUCAAAGGCCAUGGAGUAUUGGAAGUGUUUGUUACACUUCAAGAAUAUCCAUAUUAAGAGCAUGUCUUUGCAUUAAUGUAGUAUUUUUCUCUCUGAGAACUGGGAAGGACGACAAAUCGCUGAUAAAAGGCGACAUUAAUCGAUAGUAACGUCUAAUUGUCAACUAUCUUUUGUCAACUACGGUUAUCUAAACGAGAUUUUAUCUGCUGCAGAGCGAGAAAAGAUAGUGUCGGGAUGACGGGAUAUCAAUAAGGAAAAUAUACAUUCACAAUAUGGCUAGGAAUAAUUUUACUGUAAACUGUAAAAGGAAAUUUGAAGUCCGUAAAUAUAUUUUUGUGACUUUAUUCCUUGUUUAUAUAGGAGUAACCUGUACGUCACUACUCUUCAAGUCAGACUACUUAAAAACAGCUUCUGAACAUAGAAAAUACCAUUCAAAAACUUAUAAGACAUCUGGAACAUUUCGCCGUUUUAAAAGGGAUACGAUCAACAAUACAGAAUCUUUUGGGCAAGAUGAAGAGGAAGAAAAGAACUGUACACCUCGUGCUAUUGAAGAGUUUCCAGAAAAUUUCUUCACCCUUGAUCAAACAAAAGGUGGCGGCAUUGCGGCACAUAUAGCAAUAUCCUUGUACAUGUUUGGAGCUCUCGCUAUUGUAUGUGACGACUACUUUGUAUCCUCGCUAGAAGUGAUCUGUGAGCGUUUGAAUCUUCAGGAGGAUGUUGCUGGUGCAACGUUUAUGGCAGCUGGAAGUUCUGCGCCAGAGUUCUUUACUUCUGUGAUAGGUGUUUUCAUUGCAAAAAGUGAUGUCGGGGUUGGUACCAUAGUUGGCUCUGCAGUGUUCAAUAUUCUGUUUAUCAUCGGUACUUGUUCAAUUUUCGCUGGCAUGGUGGUCAAACUGACUUGGUAUCCUAUGACGAGAGAUUGUUUGUUUUAUCUUUUGUCUAUUGCUGCCCUUGUGAUAGUUAUAGAUGACGACAGAGUGUACUGGUAUGAAGCUACAGUAUUUCUAGUCAUGUACAUUAUCUACAUACUCAUCAUGUAUUUUAACCGCUACCUCGAGAAUAAAAGUAUCAAAUAUGUAGAACGUCUUCUCCACAAGUGUAGAGGCGGCGAUGCGAUGUCUCACCAUCAAAGCCCUGGAUCCGAUGAAAAACAACCUUUAUCUGAAGGAACGGUACUAGACCAACAAAAUGUCAUCAAAAUGGACACUACUGAAAAUUCGCAGAGUGGAAACUACACUGAAGAGAGGACGAACAUUGUUGCCGAUUCCAUUUCUGAAGAUAAAGAGACGACAUUCUCAACCGAGGAGUCGGAGGGCAAUCCACAUGUUCAUGUUGAUGAUAAAACCAUCGACUCCCCAUGGGAUAUUCCAGACCAUAUUGUCGGCAAAAUUUACUGGGCCGUAAUGUUACCCAUGAAAUGUCUCAUGUUUGUAUCUAUACCUGACUGUCGACGUCACGGCAUCUGGCGCCGGUUGUACAUGUUAACAUUUGCCCUGUCUAUUGCAUGGAUUGCGGCGUGUUCUUACCUAAUGGUGUGGAUGGUAACAAUUAUAGGAGAUGCGCUUGAAAUACCAGAUACAGUAAUGGGACUGACGAUACUAGCAGCCGGAACUUCUGUUCCGGACUGUCUCAGCAGUGUGUUUGUAGCCCGAGAUGGUUAUGGAGAUAUGGCUGUGUCGAACUCAAUCGGAAGUAAUGUUUUUGAUAUUCUAGUGUGUCUAGGAUUGCCGUGGUUGCUUGACACAACAAUUGUGAAGAAUGGCGACCCGCUCCUCAUAAACAGUGGAGGAAUAGGUUACUCGGCACUUAUUCUUUUAUCAACAGUUGUGUUUAUGCUACUAGCAAUCAAUUUGGCGAAAUGGAAAUUAAACAAACCUUUUGGGUGUCUGUGUAUGUUUGCCUAUGUCGUAGUUAUUGCGUUAUCCUGUCUGUUUGAACUGAAUGUCUUCGGUGACUUUGUCCUUGCUACCUGUGACAGGACGAAAUGACGAGAGCAAAACUAAAGUGUAAUUAUAACGCUUUACUGGUGAACACACAUGUAGCAUAUAACUGUGACAUCUGAAUGCUUUAUAUUUACAAAUAUUUGUUUACACAGCUAUUCAGAGAUGGUGCCAAUAAGUUACUUUGUUAAUAAUGGACAUGAUAUUUUUGAGAUUUCAAGAUCUAUAUACAUAUAUUUGUUAAAAAAACGUUUGGUUAUAUACAGUUUGUAUGUGUACUAUAUAUUAUCAUUGUUACUAUACCAUAUUUCUAUUACUUUAAAGUCAUUUAUGUGUGACAUAAAGGUAGGUCUUCUUCCUUGUUAAGACUUAUUUAAUAUUGUAGAGACAAAAGUAUAUAACUACCAAUUACUAUCUACUAUUCAGCUAGAAUAUUUAUGUUUCCGUUUUAGGAAGUAAUUAUGUCAAAUGGAUAAACAUGUGCGUUUCAAUAAUGUCAUCGUAUUUUUUAUAAGAUAGUGGGUACCUGCAGAAUACGAUGUGUUCUAUUACACAGUAUCAUAUUUCCACAUUGAUUUUACUGGGAAAACCUGUAUUUGAGACGAUUUGGAAAAAAUGUUAUCAUGUCAGGAAGUAAUCAUAAUUGUACAGCAAAUGGUAUAACUAGUAAUUCAUCAUUUUCCACGCUAAUCAAACAUAAUAAUUAUAGAAUAAAUUGUUGCCCCGUAAAUGAGUGUAAACACUUCCAUAGACAUCUUCAAUGAAACCAACUUGUGUGUUAGGGAAAUUAUAACUAAAGAUUUCUUAUAUUUUUUUAAGGACAUCUGACACAUUUCUUUGUGUUAGUAAUGACAGUAAUUUUGAUUCUAUUUCUAGCAUAUUGAGUAUUGACUAAAUGUGUAAUAAGUGUUACAACUUACAACUUACAACAGAAUUGCGAACGUUAAAAAAUGUAUUGUACAUAGCUUACAAAGAACUUGGAUGAAGAGUGACUCGGUUAGUUAUGUUUUUUGUUUGAUACCUUUAAAUUGUAUUUACGUUUGUUAAUAAAUCAGCAAUUUAUGCAGAAUCCCAAAAUGCAAAAAGUGCUGGAAAAGACUUAUAGUCAUGUCAGCUGUAGACUGACUUUUGUAAUAGUAUUACGUUGUUAGUUACUUCGUCCGUGUUAUCUUCGUGUAAAAUAAACCGCACUGUUGUUGUUAUUGUUAAGCAAAUGGGUUUAAAUGUUAAUACAAAAAGUAUUGAAAAAAUA
Molecule: messenger RNA, 3193 nt
Organism: Mercenaria mercenaria
Lineage: Eukaryota; Metazoa; Mollusca; Bivalvia; Venerida; Veneridae
Product: sodium/potassium/calcium exchanger 3-like
Exons: 11
Coding region: 274-1989 (571 amino acids)
Biological process (GO): intracellular calcium ion homeostasis; calcium ion transmembrane transport
Cellular component (GO): membrane
Molecular function (GO): calcium channel activity; calcium, potassium:sodium antiporter activity
Source: RefSeq, a predicted model, not a curated record